Molecule: messenger RNA, 840 nt
Organism: Cladocopium goreaui
Lineage: Eukaryota; Dinophyceae; Suessiales; Symbiodiniaceae
Source: the annotation of a GenBank genome assembly
UCGUGACGUGCCGCUGAGUUUUGAUAGCGCCAUGGCGCGCGCAAAGGCAGCCGUGAAGGCUCUGCCGUUGGCACUUCUAGGCUUGUUGCUUUGGUCUUGCUGCAACCUGGUGGCCUUCACAGCCUUCAGGCUUCCAAUGGCCAAUCCACGAGGAGCCGUGGUUCGCAGGGCUUUCCCCAGGGCGAAUCCAGGUGGUGCGGCCGAAAAGCUUAGACUUGCGAAGGUGGAGCAAGAGGAGACUGCUUUGGCGAAGCAGAAGCAAGAAGAAGAGGACGUUGAGGGAACCCUUGAAGAGAAGGUGCAGGCAGGAGGAAUUCUUACUACCUAUGCUCUCUUCUUCAUAAUUCCCUUGACCCUCUUCACGGUGGUGCUGUUGGGCAUCUGGACGCCGGGAACGGAAAUCGACCGUGGAAUCCCAGCAGACUCGCCGAACCGAAGCAUGGGUGCCAUUUCUCGCUACGACGAGCAGAUGGAUCAGUUGAGGAAACAGCAGGACGAGAAGGAGGCACAAGAAAAAGAGUACUGAGCAUCGUCUCUGGCAACUUUUUCAUACGAUUCGUCAACUUUUUAGAGCGUGUCCUCUGCUGAAAGACGAGUAGUCUGUGCUUUCUGAAGAUAGGAUCUCAAAGUUCCAAUUCUGGGGUAACUAUGAACAUUCAACAUCAUGCAACAGCCGCAAUGGCAGACUGGGUUUCAGCAAGAUCAUUCCACAAAGUCCGGUGGAAUUCAGCGCCAGCGCCAAGCGGUUGCCGGGAUGCUGUGAUGGUAUCGCCCUCCGGCAUCAACGUGAUCUAUUUAAGACGGAUCAAAGCUAUGACCCACGCGGGAUCUGUUGAGAAA